Sitodiplosis mosellana (orange wheat blossom midge) is the source of this 1275-nucleotide messenger RNA. Its product is annotated as gustatory receptor for sugar taste 64f-like. Gene Ontology annotation, molecular function: sweet taste receptor activity. The coding region runs from base 1 to 1275 and encodes 424 amino acids. The record is from RefSeq and is a predicted model, not a curated record. Gene Ontology annotation, biological process: sensory perception of sweet taste; detection of chemical stimulus involved in sensory perception of taste. NCBI's taxonomy places the organism in Eukaryota, Metazoa, Arthropoda, Insecta, Diptera, Cecidomyiidae. Gene Ontology annotation, cellular component: membrane. The transcript is spliced from 9 exons.
AUGGGAUUAAAAAAAGCACUUCCAAACAAAGAAUAUACAAGUGAAGUAAAAUGGUUGCAGCGAGCAACAAGGAAGGAUUUUUUAUUUGAUGGAAGCUUUCAGGAAGCAAUCGGUCCAUUAUUGGCUAUGGCACAAUGUUUUGGUAUAAUGCCUGUAAUUGGUAUUAAAAGUAAGACAGCGUGCAAGCUACAAUUCAAGUGGAACAGUUACAGGACCAUUUACAGUUUUGUUGUGUUCAUUCUUUUGCUAAUUAUAAUGGGAAUGACAGUAUGGAUAACUGCAAGUCACGAAAUUAAAUUCAGUCGAAUGAUUGCAGUAAUAUUUUAUGGGUCAGCUGUUUAUGGAAUAUUUUGUUUCAUUCAAUUGGCACCGAAGUGGCCUCGAAUAAUGCGACGAUGGGAGUCUGUUGAGGCAAAAAUGCCACAAUAUCGUACACAAGCAGGGAAAAGGCAGCUAGCGAGACGCAUAAAAAUGAUAAGCAUCAUAAUAUUGAUGACUUCAUUAGUUGAGCACGCCUUGAACAUGAUCUCAAUCGUACAUUAUGCUCAAACGUGUUUAGAUCCGGACAAGCCGAUCAAAGAAUUUUUCCGAGUGCAGUUGUCGCAAAUGUACACUUUUUUACCAUAUUCACCAUGGCUUUCGUUUCUAGGCAAAUUUUUGAAUGUCAUCGCCACGUUCGCUUGGAAUUAUAUGGAUUUGUUCGUGAUGGUAGUAAGUGUGGGCUUAUCAUCACGGUUCAAACAACUCAACGAAGAUUUGGAACGGGUCAAAGGCAAGCGAAUGUCAGAGGAUUUUUGGGCAUUACGUCGAACGCAGUACCGCAAGUUAUCCGACCUUUGUGUUUUGGUUGACGAUGCCAUUUCACAAAUUACUUUGCUCAGCCUUUCCAAUAACCUUUUUUUCAUCACUCUCCAGUUACUGAGAGCGAUUAGACCGAUGCCAUCCAUUCAACAUGCCAUUUAUUUCUGGUUUUCAUUUAUAUUUUUGUUAUCGCGAACAUUGGCUGUUUCACUGUAUUCAUCACAAAUCCAUGACGAGUCGAAGAAGCCAAUUGUCAUUUUGCGUGCUGUACCAACAAAUACAUGGAACUCUGAAGUACGUCGAUUCUGUGAACAUGUUGUUAAUGACACCAUCGCAUUGACUGGCAUGCGAUUUUUCUUUCUCACUCGCAAACUCAUUCUAAGCGUCGCGGCCACGAUAAUCACUUACGAAUUAGUUUUGAUACAAUUCCAAACCGAAGAUUCCACGGAAACUGAGUGCCGAAGGAAUUGGUAA